UCUCCUCAAGCUCGUUCCCCCCGGUCAAAUAUUCCACCUAUACCGCCAAAAAUGACCUCUGCUACGACCUGGGCGACCCCUCCAACUCGUACCGAGCUGAUUGAGAACUUAGUGUCUGGUGUCGAUCGGUAUAACCCUUCGAAUGUGGGUAUCCUAGAGGACUACCUCUACCACCAGAUACGUAGCGAGGAGUACGAUUGCCUCGCGAACCUCGCCAUCCUGAAGCUCUACCAGUUCAAUCCAGACCUCCACAAUCCUGACGUUGUGAUUAACAUCCUCAUCAAGGCUCUGGCUGCACUCCCGUUCCCCGACUUCAACCUCUGCAUCUCGCUCCUCGACGAGCGCCCUGUCACUGCGAACCCAGACGAGCCUGACCCGCUGCCUUCGCUCCUGCCCGUGCUCCAGUCGCUACACAACCUGCUCCAACAGUGCCGCUUUCCCGCGUUUUGGACGCUCUACCGCUCUGAGAAGGCCGAGUCGCUACGCGACAAUUAUACUGUUGAGGUCGUCGGAUUCGAGAACGCGGUGCGAGAGGUCGUCGUUCGUGCGGUGAAGGCGGCUUUCCAGCGCAUUGGCAGCCAACGUUUGAGCAGCUACCUUGAUCUCUCGGGAGAAGAGCUGUCAGCAUACGCCGAGAAACUGGGAUGGGCUUUCGACGCUUCGACAGGCGUCGUCUUGAUCCCACCAAACCCAGACAACCAAAUCGAGUCAACAGUCGUGCAGGAGAACAUCCAGCUGCCGCAACUUGUGAAGGUGAUCACACAUGCGCAGGCAGCAUAGUCAUCAAAAGUAGUUUGUAUACCUCAUGCAUGCCAUACGAUAUAAUCAAUGGUAUCGGUGUAUUCUUCCAAAGCUCCGAAAUUACAUACAUGAAAGGGCGCCGUUGAUGCUAUACGAGAGUCGUGUCUAGAAUUUUGUCUAUACGUUCAUGAAGUUCAUGCGGUUUGGCCACAGGCAGCCUUUUGAACAUCUACUAUCCUCUGUCAUUCUUCAUACGCCUCCCUCUCCUGCAGACCAAAACGCUGCUGUCGUUCCCCAGGUGGCCAUGGUGACCCCUGUCACCAACAGGAAGCCGUCCCAUAGGGUACACCGGCCAGAGAGCGCAACCUUGGCAGAUACUGGCCCGAUGACACAGAGCAGGAAUGCGGAGAAGGACCCCAGGAACGCCAUCAUUGAACUGAACUCCGGUACGAGGAUCGAGACGGUCACCGACAAGAUAGUGAACACUGCACGCUCGACCACAAUCAGGAAGCGCUUCAGAGCGAGGCGACGCUCGGACGGCGGCGUGGCGUUACUGUCGACGCGAGGCGAGUUCGACUUUGCUAGAGCACCAUGGUCGUCCGGUGGGGCUGUGCUCGUGUCGAUACCGAGCAUGAUCUCAAGUGUGAUACUCAGCUGGAGACAGUAUGAGGG
Messenger RNA from Phanerochaete carnosa HHB-10118-sp, 1413 nucleotides. RefSeq lists its product as uncharacterized. Gene Ontology annotation, cellular component: eukaryotic translation initiation factor 3 complex; cytoplasm. The record is from RefSeq and is a predicted model, not a curated record. Gene Ontology annotation, biological process: regulation of translational initiation. The coding region runs from base 52 to 780 and encodes 242 amino acids. Gene Ontology annotation, molecular function: translation initiation factor activity; ribosome binding. Lineage: Eukaryota; Fungi; Basidiomycota; Agaricomycetes; Polyporales; Phanerochaetaceae. The transcript is spliced from 5 exons.